AUGGGCCGAAAUCGCUACAAGUGGUCUAUAUAUUUUAAAAUACUUGAUGAACUUGCAAAUAAAAGUAAUAAAGCUGCUAUAUGUUAUACCUGUUUGGAAGCUUUGAGAACUGAAGCCAAAAAAAUAACAAACAAGGCAAAUUUAUGUUAUAAUCACUUAAAAUUUUGUCCAUACUUCGCACAAAAAUAUUCUUUUGAAGAAUUAGAAAAAAUUCUUCAAAUCAAUAAUGAAUCUAACUCUGAAUCUAGUGAAGAAGAUUCUGAUGAUGAUAUUGUAGCUGCUUUUAAACUUGUUAAUCCUGAAAUUAAACUACCUUCAUGUCACAAAUUAAGUGAAUCUAUUCUAAAAAAAGAAGUAAAUAUUAUGAAGGAGCAAUUUGAACUUAUAGUAAAGGAUGAUAAUACUGGUAUAACUUUAAUAUUUGAUGGAUGGAAAAAUGUAGUUAAGCAAAAAAUAAUGGGUACUGUACUUAUUACCUCUAAAGGUAAAGCAAUCGAUUUGGCUAUAAAAGAUAUUAAUGUAAUUAGUGUCAUUUCAGAUUCUGCAGGAGAAAAUGUUAAAUCACGAAAAGAACUACGAUUACAAUAUACAAAUAUUGUGUUUUUGCCUUGCUUUGCCCACCAGGCAAAUUUAUGUGUGGCUGAUAUUUUUAAGUCUUCAGAAAGAUAUAAUGAAAUUUCAAAUAAAGCUGUAAAAAUUAUUGGCUGUUUUAAUACAUCUACUUACUUUUUAGAGAAACUUCGUAAUCAGCAAAUGCAUCUUUAUAAUGGAAAAGCUUAUGCUUUAACAUCACCUUAUGCAAAAAAGGUUCCAUUUGAUAUAGCUGAAAUUAUCAAUGAUUCUAUGUUUUGGAAUGAUUUAAAAGAAUUAGAUGAAAUUCUUCUUCUAUUUUGUGCAACACUUAAUAAACUCCAAUGUAAAUUAGCAUGCUUAUAUGAUAUUAUACAUGCAUAUCCACUUUUUAUAUUAUCUUGGUUACUUCAUCCAAGCUAUGGUUUAAAAAAACUUAAUAUUCAUCUAAAUAGUUUAUUAGCACCAAUACUUGGAAAAUGGGUAGUUUAUUAUUAUACAAAUUGGUUUUUUAUAAGACCAAAAAGUAUUUUAUUAGAACUUGAAGAUUUUUUAGCAAAUAAUUCACUAUUUGAUACUAUAUCUUUUGACCAAUUUCAUAAUGAUAUAAUUAAAUAUUGGUUAUUUAUUAAACGUGGAACUCAUAAAGAACUUGCAAAUCUAGCACUUCGCUUAUUUGGAAUUUGUAUUAAUAGUGCUUCUUAUAAAAAAGUUUUUGAAAUGAGUCAACUACAAGGCAAAAUUAUACAAGAACGCAAGUUAAAAUCUAUUGAAAAAACAGCAAAACAAAUUCACAACUCUAAUAUUCUAUUACCAAUAGUUUCUAAUUCUGAAGAAAACUAUUCAUCUCAAGAAUCAAAUUCAGAGCUUGAUCAAGUUAAUGAUAAUAAAAUUAAUAUCAAUAUUCAGUGGAAAGAAGUAGUUGCAAAUUGGUUGAUUCUUUUAAGAAAUGAACAGUUUGAAAAAGAUUUGGAUUUGACAAAAAUAGAUGAAACGGUUCAUCCUGCUACUAGCCAAGAAGCUAAAUAG
Molecule: messenger RNA, 1599 nt
Organism: Cetraspora pellucida
Lineage: Eukaryota; Fungi; Glomeromycota; Glomeromycetes; Diversisporales; Gigasporaceae
Source: the annotation of a GenBank genome assembly